UUUUUUCUUUUUUCUUUUUUCUUUUUUUUUUACUUUUUCUUUCUGAAUUGUUUGUUUUUUAAAAAAGAGAGAUAUUACUGAAAUGGGGGAAGAUAUAUAUAGUCAGAGAUGGGAUUGAUUAUUUAGCUUUUGUCUCAGAACAAACAUAGAAUAGAUAGAGAGACUCCUCGAAGAAGAAGAAGUAGAAAAGCAAAGCAAAGCCCCCACCUUCACGCGAAGAAGAAGAAGAAGAAAGAAGAGAAUAAGCUAUAAGAAAGAGAUAUAGUUGCUGCUGUCCCCCUUUCCUUGGACUGAUUCGAUUCAUCAGCAUCUUUCUUUUUUAUAUAUACAUCUCCUAGAGAGGAAAGAAGAAGAAGAAGAACGCAAUCAAGCUGCUGCUGCUGGGUGAUGGGUUUCUUGAUGAAUUAAAUCUUAAUCCUUUGUCUCUCUUAAUUCAUCAUCAUCUCUGUCCUGUGUGCUGCGCUGUUUCUUUCUUUCUUUCUUUCUUUUUAAUUAUCAUUGAAGAGUCCGCCUUCUUCUUCUUCUUCUGCUUGGCUUGGGGUAUCUUCUUUCAUGCCGUUUGUGUGCUAGCGUUAAUUACUUCCACCCUUUAUAUCCUUUUCCCCUAUUUCCUCUUUUUUUUCAACCUCAACAACAACAACAACAACAAUGGCCGUCCAAGCUCAAUGCCCAUCCAAUAUCCUCUUCCUUAACAGAAACGUACAGGAGUCUAAGAAUACUAAUACACUCGGGAACAACAACAACGACUACACAUUACAGUCACGCGGCGGUGGUGGUGCUGGUGGGUUUGUCACCGAUCAAUCUCACAUGGUUCUCAACAAUGGAGUUAUGGGGAUUAAUCCAAGGAAGAGAGGAAGAGAAACUCUAGGGACUCCUUCCCAAAUCAGUCCAUUCUCCAUUCAAAACCAACCCUCCUCUCAGAAUCAUAUCAUUGAUCUCUCCCAGAUUCAUACUUCUCCCCCGCACAACGUCGUGUCCACCGGUCUCCGUUUAGCCUUCGGCAAUCAACAACAACAACAAUUACAUCAUCAGCAACAACAACAACAUCAACACCAACAAUCUAUGUCUACCACCCAGUCCUCUGUUCUGUUCUCUCUUCUAUCAGAAGAAUUGGCAGCACAGAUUCGACAGCAAAGAGACGAUAUUGAUAACUUCCUCCAAGUUCAGGGAGAACAGUUGAGGCGCACAUUAGCGGAGAAAAGACAGAGACACUACAGAGCGCUUCUCGGCGCGGCGGAGGAGUCGUUAGCUCGACAGAUGAGAGAGAAAGAAGUAGAAGUGGAGAAGGCUUUAAGGCGUCACGCCGAGCUAGAGGCUCGUGCUUCUCAGCUAGGCGCCGAGACUCAACUCUGGCAGGCCCGAGCUAAGGCGCAAGAAGCUGCGGCUAUAUCUCUACAGGCUCAGCUCCAACAAGCCAUGAUGAAGAACUGCAAUGCACCACCACCCCUCGGCUGCUCCGUUGAGGAAACAGGAUGCGAAGCGGCGGCGGCGGCGGAGGACGCAGAGUCGGCUUAUAUUGAUCCUGACCGAGUCGUGGUGACCGAGUCAACUGGGAAUGGACCGAUUUGUAAGGCGUGUAGGAAACGAGUUGCCUCGGUUGUACUUUUGCCGUGUCGGCAUCUUUGUUUGUGCAGUGCAUGUGAUGCCAUGGCUCCUCCUCAUUCUUGCCCUCUCUGUUCAUCUUUUCGAAGCUCAAGCGUUGAGGUUUUUCUUUCUUAAUGGGCCCUGGGCCCAAUCACUGAAAGGAAAUAUCAAAGCCCAUUAAGAGUGGUGGGACCAACCAGCUUAAGUGUUGUUUUGCGGAGUAAGGAAGAAAGGACAAGACAGGAAAAGGAGCCAUCCAUCAUCUAAAAUAAGAAAACCAAAUUAAAUUUUUAAAUAAUCUAUGAAUAUAUAUUAUUAUUAUUAUUAUUAUAAAAUAAUAUUUUAAUUAAAAAUCAUCACCUUCUAUAUUUAAUUUCUCUUUUGUUCACUUCGCCCCCCAAAGACUUUUAUGUGUUUCACAUUUGGCCAUUAUGUUUGGUGGGUAGUAGUGUUUCUUUAUUUCUUUCUUUGAUAUCAUCAUCAUGUACAUUGACUACCAUGAGAAGUGACAUUUCCUUUUUUGCCCACCUUA
Impatiens glandulifera is the source of this 2116-nucleotide messenger RNA. Its product is annotated as BOI-related E3 ubiquitin-protein ligase 1. Lineage: Eukaryota; Viridiplantae; Streptophyta; Magnoliopsida; Ericales; Balsaminaceae. Bases 649 to 1719 code for a protein of 356 amino acids. The transcript is spliced from 4 exons. The record is from RefSeq and is a predicted model, not a curated record. Gene Ontology annotation, molecular function: ubiquitin-protein transferase activity.